This is a messenger RNA of Odocoileus virginianus texanus, 1585 nucleotides long. The record is from RefSeq and is a predicted model, not a curated record. NCBI's taxonomy places the organism in Eukaryota, Metazoa, Chordata, Mammalia, Artiodactyla, Cervidae.
AUGCCCAGCUUUAGGAACACAGCGUUAAAUAGAGGGGUCCCUGCUCUCCAGGUCCUCAGGUCGAAUGGCGGUCAGAGCAAGGAGGAUGGAGGCAAAUCCUUAAAUAACACCAUCUUAAGGGACAUAAGGAACCUGGACAGAGGCAGGCAUCUCGCUGCUCUUCACCCCUGUCACCGCAUCUCGCUGCUCUUCACCCCUGUCACCCGUGAACUUAUGAUGAAUUUCGCUUCCAAGAAGAUCAUUCUUCACAAUAGGAUAGGAAGCAGAUUGGUUGGCAUGGCCUCUGCUAUCAAUGUUUUAGAAGAUGUGGAUGAUGAACUUGCCUCUGUGUAUGUUGAUGAAGGCAAAUUGAAAGUGAAAAUGCCAAACAUUGUUUCCAGCAGAGAUUACCUUGUCACUGCGAACUCCAACCUCGUGAUUAUCACGGCAGGUGCACGCCAGGAAAAAGGAGAAACACGCCUUAAUUUAGUCCAGCGAAACGUGGCCAUCUUUAAGUUAAUGAUGUCCAAUAUCAUUCAGUACAGUCCGUGCUGCAAACUGAUUGUGGUUUCCAAUCCAGUGGAUAUCUUGACGUAUGUAGCGUGGAAGUUGAGUGCCUUUCCCCAAAACCGUGUUAUUGGAAGUGGUUGUAAUCUGGACACUGCCCGUUUCCGUUUCUUGAUUGGGCAAAGGCUUGGUAUCCAUUCUGAAAGCUGUCAUGGGUGGAUCCUUGGAGAGCACGGAGACUCAAGUGUUCCUGUGUGGAGUGGAGUAAACAUCGCCGCCGGUGUCCCUCUGAAGGAACUGAACUUAGAUAUAGGAACUGCUAAAGAUCCUGAGCAGUGGAAAAAUGUUCACAGAGAUGUGGUUGCUAGUGCCUAUGAGAUUAUUAAAAUGAAAGGUUAUACUUCUUGGGCCAUUGGCCUAUCUGUAGCUGACCUAACAGAAAGUAUUUUGAAGAAUCUUAGGAGAGUGCAUCCAGUUUCCACCAGAAUUAAGGGUCUCUAUGGAAUAAAUGAAGAAGUAUUCCUCAGUGUUCCUUGUAUUCUGGGGGAGAGUGGUAUUACUGACCUUAUAAAAGUAAAGUUGGCCCCCGAAGAAGAGGCUCGUCUGCAGAAGAGUGCAAAAACACUUUGGGAUAUUCAAAAGGAGCUUAAGUUUUAAAGUUGUUUAAAACUAACUACCAUUCCGAAGUUACUGACGAAAGGUAGUGGUUAUGGUCUUGUGUAUUUCUAGUUUUUGAAUAAACUUGAAUUCCUAAAAUUUGGAGUCAGGGGUAGAGUGACCCGACCCCCCUAUUUAGCCCCCACCCCUUUUAUUUAGCAUCCAGAUUCUAGGUUAUACUUUUUAACAGUUCAUAAGUGACUGUGCAUCAAGUAAGGUGUUUUUGUACCAAUGAUUUAUUAGUCCUUGCUUUAUGUGUGUGUGUACGUGUAGAGUUGCCAAUUGUUCAAAAAUAUGUGGGAUGCAGGUGCUUGUUGUGUUACAGAAAUUCUGAUUCUUUUCAUUAAGUACAUGUUCAUUCUUUGGUUCUGGGUGCCUUAUACCUAUGUUCAUUUAUGAGUAACUUCCUACACAGUGUGAAAAUAAAGCUUACACACAGAGG